AUGAGGAAUCAGAAGAAGCUCAAAGGAUUGGAAGAAACGAGGGAGCUAUGGCUUCCACACAGCCUGCUGAUUGAAGUUCUAUGGAGAUUGCCUUCUAAAACUUUGGCUUGGGUGAGGUUUGUUUCGAAAGAAUGGAAGAAUAUUGUAUCUGAUCGAACAUUUAUUAAGCUUCAGCUGAAACCCCGAGAGCAGCUAUCAGGUUUCUUUUCUCAAGGAAGGUAUGAGUGGAGUGAUGGUGAUGUUAAAUCUGUAAGCUACAUAAGUGUGGAUAGGGACUUCACCAAAGUUGAGAAAGGUGUUCUUAACUUUCUCCCUGAGAAUGUGGUUAUCCUGUCCUCGAGCAAUGGCCUUAUCUGCUGUCGUAGUAGCUUCCCUUGUUCAGAACCGGUGCUUUAUGUCUGCAAUCCUCUGAACAGGGAGUGGAUAACUCUGCAGUGGCCUAAUCUCCCGAAAGACAGCAGCACAGCGCUGAUAUUCGAGCCCUUCAAAAGCCAGAUAGAUGUUUCAACUGAUUUUCAGGUUGUUACAGUUUGCCAAACAUACAUUGAGGAGGAUGAAGAUGAAGAUGAAGAUGGCGUUCAGUUCUCUUUUAACAUAUAUUCAUCACAAACAAAAGUGUGGACAAAAUCUACAGAGAUUUGUGUUUGCGGCCAUAAUUUGCAGAAGAAGGGAUGUGCCUUUGUUGAAGGAGUCAUUUUUUGGCUUACUAAUGGCGACCACAUCCUCAUGUUCGAUCCCGAGAAGGAGCUGUCUUGCUUGGUUAUGCAACCUUUCCCCGCUUCUCAGCUCAAUUUUAGACCUGGAAUGUGCGUGGGAGAAGCUGAAGGCAGGCUGCAGUACGUGCUAUUCUCCGAGGAUGGACUUCAACUGUGGGAACUCGAGGAUAUGUUUUCAUCUCACUGGUCAGUAAAGCACUUCAUAUCUCUGGAGGAGCUCGAGAGAGAGAAUCCAAAGUGCAUGUAUCACAUAUCCGAGAAACUGGAAAGCCAUCUCACGACCGACACUUUUCCUUGGAUCAAUCCUUUGUCGUUCAAGGAUACGACGUUGUUGCUGAGGAUAUCAACUGACAUCUAUGCAUUCAACUUUGACACCAAGAAGGCCAAACUGCUCUGCCCUUAUUCUGCAUUGGGACCCAACUCCAUGUUCUCUCCCAUUGUGAUUCCAUACACAAUGAGCUUGGUCCCAAUUGGUUAAUUGUAAUGGCAUUUUGCUUCUUUUAGGUUCACUUCCCUAGACCACACCCUCAGCUUUUUGUGCUACUUCACUUGGUUAAUUGUGGUGGCAUUCUGCUUCUUUUAGGUUCA
Ipomoea triloba (trilobed morning glory) is the source of this 1304-nucleotide messenger RNA. RefSeq names its product putative F-box protein At1g32420. Gene Ontology annotation, molecular function: protein binding. The transcript has 2 exons. The record is from RefSeq and is a predicted model, not a curated record. Bases 1 to 1194 code for a protein of 397 amino acids. Lineage: Eukaryota; Viridiplantae; Streptophyta; Magnoliopsida; Solanales; Convolvulaceae.